AGUUGCCCUUCUAUGUUUUUUAAAUUCAUCGGUCGUGAGAGCGGUUUGCACUGCAGCCUCCGUCGCUGUAGGUGGCGCUGUAUUAAACACAGCACUGACAUUUUGCAGCAGUGGUGUGUGCGGCAUGCUGAUCUUGGAUGUAGAGUGAAGAUCAUAUUCAGUUCGAAAUCCAUUGCUGGCUGCAAGAUGUUUUUGACCCUGGCGCUUUUUCGGAAAGGGAUCCCAGGAAAGCAGUGGAUCGGGAAACACCGCCGACCACGCAUGGUCACCUGGCAGAUGAAGCGGAAUAUGAUAAAGCGCCUGGAGCAGGAAGCAGAGAAUGAAUACUGGAUCAGCCGGCCAUUCAUGACGCUGGAACAAGAGAGAGGUCACGCGGCACAAAGGCGAGAGUGGAUGUGGAAUCAAAUAAAAGAUGCCAGACAAGCCAAGUUCCCCGAACACAAAUACAUUGCAGACCAACUAAACCACCUGAAAAUCACAAAGACCUGGUCCAGCUAACCAGGGCAUCAAAGACUGGUGGGGCAGUUUGAAGGGGAGCGGAAGACCUCCUUUUCAAGUGAUUUCAUGGGACUUGAUGUGUUUGAUUAUGUUAUACGAGCUUUGUUUAUAAAUGACCUCUGAC
Messenger RNA from Misgurnus anguillicaudatus (oriental weatherfish), 622 nucleotides. RefSeq names its product mitochondrial ribosomal protein L57 (gene mrpl57). Gene Ontology annotation, biological process: mitochondrial translation. Gene Ontology annotation, molecular function: structural constituent of ribosome. Gene Ontology annotation, cellular component: mitochondrial ribosome. The record is from RefSeq and is a predicted model, not a curated record. NCBI's taxonomy places the organism in Eukaryota, Metazoa, Chordata, Actinopteri, Cypriniformes, Cobitidae.